ACAAACGUUGAGAUCAUUCCAUGUAUUUGGCAUCGUAUCUGUAUGUUUAAAACGAUUGCUAAGAGAACCGUUGCAAACAAGUCAUUCCCCAGACUGUGGGCUGCUAUACCUUGUUCAGGAACGCUGAACCACUGCUGUUGAAACCCUCCUACUGGCGGCCAGAUGGGCCAGCUUUAUAUACGCGGAAGUCCCAGUUCCGUUUGGUUUAGUCGGUUCUGAAGCUCGAGGUACGACGGUUGUACACGCGCCUCGCUAUCUCCUUACCAGCCCAGGCUUCACUUUAUAAAAGGAGAACCAUGAGCAAGAGCUACAGUGUCUCCCUGGCGGGCCCCGCCCCCUGGGGCUUCAGACUGCAGGGGGGGAAGGACUUCUGUGUCCCCUUGACUAUCUCACGGCUGACGGAUGGCGGCAAGGCUGCCAGGGCCAACCUCAGUGUCGGAGACCUGGUCACGUCCAUCGAUGGCAUCGCCACGGACGGCAUGAACCACCUGGAGGCCCAGAACAAGAUCAAAUCCUGCUCAGGAAACCUGUCCCUCACCAUGCAGAGGCCCUCGAGUGCUCCCAGCGUGCCGAAGGGCGAGACUCAGGAAAUCAUUAAGCCCGUUCCCAUCCCCCCCCCGGCCUCCUCCGCCCCCAUCACCCGGCCGUCCCCCCAGCCCGCCAACGCCGCCUACAACAAGACGGCCCGCCCCUUUGGCAGCAGCGCGGCCGGCGGCGGCGGCGCGGCCCCCCCGGCGGUGGCCUCCAUCCCCUCCGCCUCCUCCGCCUUCACGCCGGCGGGACCCUCGCUGUCGCCGCAGCCCCCGUUCCCCCUCAGGUCCUCCGGCCUGGCCCCUCCCCCCGCCGCCACGGCCGCCCGGCCCGGCUCUGGAGGCUCCUCCCCCUCGGCGUUCGCCCGACCCCCCUCCGCUCGGUCGCCGAACGCCUCGUUCCCGCCGCGCGUGCCGCCGGCCCCGGCCCCCGCCCCGGCCCCCCACCCCGACGUGCCGCAGCCGUCCGUCUACAACACGCCCAUCAACCUGUACUCCAACGUCAACGCCACCGAGGUGGUGAUGGGGCAGAGGCGCGGCCUGCCGGAGCAGCAGUCCAACGGGAGAGCUGAGGUCCAGCCCGAGGUGAUGACCCAUGGCCUGGCCCUGAGUGACAGCAAGAAGCGUCUGAUCGAGGACACCGAGGACUGGCACCCCAGGUCCGGGACGUCCCAGUCAAGGUCUUUCCGCAUGCUGGCCCAGCUGACCGGGACUGAGAACGAUGAAGUCCCACAAAACAGUGGAAAAAAAGAGGUCAUCGAAGACGCCACGCCCAGGGCCUACACCUCCCCGGCCACCAAGACCUUCUCCAAAACCGCCGGCUCCCCCAGGAAUGGAAACGGGACGGGGGUCCCUCCGCCCAGGUUCAACGGCCCCCCUCCACAAGGGAAGCCCACCGGCCAGCCUGGCUCAGCGUCAGGUUUUCCUAAAGGCCUAGCCCGCCCGGCGCCCUCGUUUGGCAAGGUCACGGAGACGGCCCCCCAGGGUCCGCAGCGGCCCACCCCCCAGCCCCACCCCCAGGACCUGGACUCCCUGGUGCAGAGGGCCGAGCACAUCCCCGCCGGCACCCGCACCCCCAUGUGCAACAAGUGCAACACCGUCAUCAGGGGCCCCUUCCUGGUGGCCAUGGGCAUGUCCUGGCACCCCGAGGAGUUCAACUGCUCCCACUGCCACGGCUCCCUGGUGGACUGUGGCUUCGUGGAGGAGCGCGGACAGGUGUUCUGCGUGCACUGCUACGAGCAGUACCUGGCCCCCACCUGCAAGAGCUGCCAGCAGAAGAUCCUAGGGGAGGUGAUGAAUGCCCUGAAGCAGACCUGGCACGUCCACUGCUUCGUGUGCGUCUCCUGCCAGAAGCCCAUCCGAGGCAACACCUUCCACAUGGAGGACGGAAAGCCGUACUGUGAGACAGAUUAUUACACUUUGUUUGGGACCAGUUGCCAUGGCUGCGACUUCCCCAUUGAGGCUGGGGAUAAAUUCCUUGAUGCCCUGGGCUUCACUUGGCAUGAUACCUGCUUUGUGUGCACGGUCUGCAGCACCAGUCUGGAAGGCCAGGCGUUCUUCUCCAAAAUGGACAAGCCGUUGUGCAAAAAACACGCCAACACUGUCAAGAUCUAACCUGUGCGAGAGCAGCAUUAGGAUUCUGGCCAGGGGGUCGAUACCACGUUUGGGUCACCGUUGAGGUUAUUCUACAGUCCAGACACAUUCUUAUCAACUUACCAUUAUCUGGCUGGGUCACUUGUUUGGUCGUGGGUUCUGCUGUCUGGUAGUUUGUUGUUCAUUCUAGCAUUGUACCUGCAUUUUGUAACUUGAGCUCAAACUUGCUAAUUUUUUGUCAGUAAAGUUGAUUCCCCUGUGCAGUUUUUAAUGGGCUUUUCAUAAAUGUGUAGCCUUUAUUCAGGUCUAUUUAUUUUUGCGCUAAACAACAUUUUUUGGGGUUUUCAGAGUUAUCAUUUUUUUGCACAUCAAAGUUUACUCCAUUGACAAGACCAAUCAGUUGCUGAUAUUCUGUCGUGCCUUUGCAAUGUGUUGCUGUUCUUAAGAAAUGUCCGUGGCAUGACUUGACAAUCAUGCGUCAUGUAUAGUCAUGUUUAAAUAGUUUUCAUCUUUUUCUUAAUUUAUGUUAUUACGUAGAUCAUUUUGUUAAAAUGGGAUAAAUCGACAUGCAUAUAUCAUUUUAACAAUGGCCAUUAAUCUCCAUGGCCAUUGAUAAUACAUUGUCUCUGUCAUUCUCAAUGUUAUUUUACUAUAAAUGUCAGCCCUUUUAGUAGAGAAGAAGAUAGAAAAAUAUACAGCAUCACAGAAAAGCGUUUUGCUGCAUGCAUGACGUCCAAAAUGUCUGCCCCAUGAUUGUCCUUACUGUCUAGAUUUUUUUUUUUUAAUCUGAAGAACCUAAGUGGGCUUAUGUCUUGCUCCUCUACCUGUACUUGCAUCAAAUAAAAACAAAUUUAAAUUAA
This is a messenger RNA of Gadus morhua (Atlantic cod), 2983 nucleotides long. RefSeq names its product PDZ and LIM domain 5b (gene pdlim5b). NCBI's taxonomy places the organism in Eukaryota, Metazoa, Chordata, Actinopteri, Gadiformes, Gadidae. Gene Ontology annotation, biological process: actin cytoskeleton organization; muscle structure development; heart development. The record is from RefSeq and is a predicted model, not a curated record. Gene Ontology annotation, molecular function: muscle alpha-actinin binding; actin binding. Gene Ontology annotation, cellular component: filamentous actin; Z disc; adherens junction.